AUGCGUAGCGCGCCCACUAUCUCAUCACAAAACCCUUUCAAAACCCUUCAUGCCUUGUUCUCUUACGCCAAGAGUCUCUCUUUGGUUCAACAACUUCACGCUCAGGUAAUCAUCAAUGGGCUUCACAAAGAGGUCCUCUAUGGUUCUAACAUCACCAACGCCUAUAUCCAAUCGGGUUCUUUUCCACUGGCCACAAAAUCUUUUGAACAGAUCACCGUAAAGAACCUUCGUUCAUGGAACACUAUUAUCUCCGGUUACUCAAAACACCGUCUCUACGGUGAUGUUUUGCAGCUUUUCACUCGCUUGCGAAGUGAGGGCAAUGCAGUUGAUAGCUUCAACUUGGUAUUUGCCAUUAAAGCGAGUCAAAGGUUGCUGCUUUUGCAAAAUGGGAGAUUGCUUCAUUGCUUGGCCAUCAAAUCUGGGUUGGAAGGAGACGUGUUCAUCGUGCCUGCGCUUUUGGAGAUUUACGCUGAGUUGGGUUAUCUGACCAAUGCCCACAAGCUGUUUGAACGAUAUUCUUACAGAAGCUCGGUUAUGUGGGGUUUUAUGAUAAAGGGGUAUUUGAAGUUUUCUCAAGAAUCCAAAGUUUUUGAACUAUUCCUUUAUAUGACUAACUAUUUUGGUUUCCGAUGGGAUGCUUUUACAGUGGAAGGUUUGGUUAGAGCCUGCGCGAACGUCUUGGCCGGGAGAGAAGGGAAAGCAUCUCAUGGUGUGUGUAUAAAGAACAAUCUUUUUGUGAAUAUCUGUUUGCUGACAUCUGUUAUAGAUAUGUAUAUGAAAUGUGGGUUUAUUCACUAUGCAUUUAGGCUGUUUGAAGAAGCUAAUGACAAUAAGGAUGUGGUUCUAUGGAGUGCUGUCAUUAAUGGUUGUGCUAAAAAAGGGAGAUUUUUGGAAGCUUUGUCCGUGUUCAAAAGGAUGCUGGAAAACUCAAUUACCCCUAAUCCUGUGACUUUUGCUGGCGUAAUUCUAGCUUGCUCUGGUGUGGGGUCUUUGAAGCAAGGAAAGAGCGUGCAUGGCUUUGUGAUUAGAAACAGGGUUGACUUGGAUGUGGUAAAUUAUACUUCUCUUGUGGACAUGUACUCUAAAUGCGGUUGUGUCAAAACUGCUUACAGAAUCUUCUGUAUGAUGCCAGCAAAAAAUGUAGUCUCUUGGACUGCAAUGAUAAAUGGAUGUGCAAUGAAUGGCUUGUAUCUAGAAGCUCUAGCCAUUUUUGAUCAAAUGACACAGAAUGCAUGUGUUAUGUCAGAAAAACAUAUGCCCAACUCAGUUACAUUUAUUUCAGUUCUAUCAGCUUGUAGUCACACUGGAAUGGUUCAAGAGGGGUGGAGGAUCUUUAAUUCUAUGAAAGAUUAUGCCAUUUCUCCAACUGAGGAACACUAUGCCUGCAUGAUAGAUGUUUUAGCUAGGGCUGGCCAAUUUGAUGCAGCCUUAUCCUUUCUAUCUGACAUGCCAAUAAAACCAGGUCCUAAUGUCUGGGGAGCUCUGUUAAAUGCAUGCAGAUUCCAUAAACGAGUUGAACUUGCUGAAGAAAUAGCUAAAACACUUUUACUUAUAGAGCCUAAUGAUUUAUCCCUGCAUGUUUUACUGUCGAACAUAUAUGAUGACAGCAGGAUGUGGGAAAUAGGAGAGAGUACAAGGAUGAGGAUGGCUGAAGCGGGGUUUAAUAAGAGUCAUGGCUUUUCCUCAAUUGAAGUCAAUAACAAGUUGUGUGUAUUUAGUUCUGAUGAUACACUUGUCUUCAAUAGCCCAGAAAUCAGUCAUAUAUGGAAUUCUCUCUAUAGAGAAAUGAGAGAAAGUGCUUUUUUAUGACUAAUAAUUGGGGAGAAGUACAGGAAAUUUUUGUAGUCCUAGUGUUGCUGAUUGUGCACCUGAUGGUUUUGAGAGUGAUGGUGACUUUCCUUCCAUGCUUUUUACGUCAUUGUCAACAGAAAGAGGAAAUUUUUUGUGCAAUGAGUAGGUACAU
This is a messenger RNA of Gastrolobium bilobum, 1963 nucleotides long. RefSeq names its product pentatricopeptide repeat-containing protein At1g06140, mitochondrial. The record is from RefSeq and is a predicted model, not a curated record. The transcript has a single exon. The coding region runs from base 1 to 1809 and encodes 602 amino acids. Gene Ontology annotation, biological process: RNA modification. Gene Ontology annotation, molecular function: RNA binding; protein binding. Lineage: Eukaryota; Viridiplantae; Streptophyta; Magnoliopsida; Fabales; Fabaceae.